AUGGCUCUUGAACACAAAUUUGUGGAGCUUCUUCAAGAACCAAAUCAAACAAACCAAAACUCACACCCAAAGAUCCAAAAGGUUGCUGAGUAUCUCCGAAAUAGAAAAAAUUUUGAGAAGCAAUACUCACCCAAGAUGGUGUCAAUAGGUCCCAUCCAUCAUGGCAAAGAAAAUCUCAAGUUAGGAGAGAAAUAUAAGCUUACUUGGGCAGCAAGAUACAUCAAAAGCACCCAAUGCAGUGCACAACUUCUACACAAAAGGAUUGCUGAUAACAUCGUUGAACUCAAGAGUCUUUUUGCGGACGAUGUUUUAGCUUUAGCCGAUACCGCAGAUUCUCUAAAAUGCUUCAGCAGCCUUGCUGAAAAGCUGUCAUGGCUUUUGUUUGUGGAUGGAUGUUCUUUGCUGCAUAUUUUGGUGAAUGUGAAUCUUGACCAACUUGAUGAACCAAAAGAUGUAGAUAUUAAGGUUGAUCAGCUUGUUCUUGUGAUGAUGGAUGUGCUUUUGUUGGAGAAUCAGCUUCCUUAUCUGGUACUGAAGCUGUUGUGGAAAAAUGACGAGGAUGAAUUGUUAUUUACUAUGAAGAAUUUUCUCAAAUGUCAUCAUUGGGCCACACCAGAAACUAAGAGGACCAUGAUCUGGGCAAGUAUUAUAGCGAAUAAGAGAACACAUUUUUUCUCUAACAUGGCUCACAGCAAAAAGGAAAAAGAAAAACAUCAUACAGUGAACAUAACGAAUGAGUCACCGAUUCAUCUUCUUGAUCUUCAGCGUAAAAUCAUCCUCACUAAAUCGAAACCCAAGACUGAAGCCAGUAAUGAAGCUAACAAGAAGAAACCAAGUGAAAAAAAUUCAGACGAAAAAACCAAGAUGAUGACAUACAGGAACAUACAAGAUCUAAGAGCAGUUGGAAUAAAACUUAAAUCAAGCGAGACGCGAAGGCCAACAGACGUAGAUUUCGUGGAGGGUUGGUUCGCUGCAGAACUGACUCUUCCUGAGAUUGUGGUGGACGAUACGACAGCUGCUACUUUCCUGAACCUGAUAGCGUACGAGAUGUGUCCAGAUUUUAAGAACGACUACGGGAUAUGUUCAUUUGCGGUUUUCAUGGAUUCAUUGAUUGACCAUCCCGAAGAUGUGAAGGAAUUGAGAUCAGAAGGUAUUUUGCUGAAUUCACUUGGGAGUGAUGAGGAAGUUGCUGAUCUUUUCAACAUUAUAAGUACUGACUUGGUACCUAACUGGGAAACAUAUUUUGAAGUUAGAGCGAAAAUACACGAGCAUUACUGUAAUAAAUGGAAGACUUGGAUAGCCCUUGGUUAUCACACUUAUUUCAGCAAUCCUUGGGCUAUCACUGGUUUCGUUGCUGCGUUUAUCGCACUUGUUCUCACUUUCGUUCAAACAUGGUUUUCCAUUUACCCGCACUCAUAA
Vicia faba (fava bean) is the source of this 1419-nucleotide messenger RNA. Lineage: Eukaryota; Viridiplantae; Streptophyta; Magnoliopsida; Fabales; Fabaceae. The record is from the annotation of a GenBank genome assembly.